AUGUCUGGGCUUCCUAUUGUCAGGGAAACGUCGCGUGAAGACUAUAGUCCCAGUCCCUUUAACAGUUCCGAAGAGCACAGGACUGAGACUAUGGAAUUGGAAAAGCUGAACUUGACCGACGCUUCACACGAUGACGACGACGAUCACACCCAAGGCGAACCAACCAAUUUUUCCUUCCAUGAGAACAGGUCACUUUUUGACCAGGGCAGCAAGAUUUCUGCAUUACAACACCUUCAGCACCAUCAAUCGUGCUCAGUCGCAUCAUCUCCAACUGGAAGAAGGCUCUCUGUUUCGGCACAGAGUGCCUUGCCCGAGCCACCCUCUCUGCAAUUUCAUCAGGACAACGACCGUCACGCUUCGGCUCGCUACAAGAUGGGUAUGGUUAUAGACGAAGACCAGCAACUUUCUGAUGUGCCUUCCGCCGAACUCGUCGAUCUCUAUUCCAAAGUCCAGGAUUGCCGUAAGCUCAGACACAAAUAUCAAACCCUGUCCAUGCAACAAGAGCCGCAACAAAAUCCUAAAAACCGGCCAGGCUGGAAAAUUUACCCUCCGCCACCCAAGCCCACUUAUAACGCGGAGACUAAAACCGUCAAGAAAGUUGAUAAUCGUCCCGAUGUCGAGAUCUUCGAUUUUUCGGCAAUUGAAAUCCCAGGUGAAGACAAGGAUUGGAAUUUCGAGACUAAUGACGACGAUGUUUUUGUGGUGUCGAGCGCAUUGGAUCCGUCCAACCUUGCAUCGGAGGUUCCAACAUUACGGCAAUACUACAAAGAUCUAGACGCCUUGGUGACUAUCUCGUCCGAUGGACCCUCCAAAUCAUUUGCCUUCAGAAGACUCCAGUACCUUGAAGCGCGCUGGAACCUGUACUCCUUGUUAAAUGAGUAUCAAGAGACCUCAGUGUCCAAAAAAAAUCCCCACAGAGAUUUUUAUAACGUGCGUAAAGUCGACACUCACGUUCACCACUCCGCUUGCAUGAAUCAAAAGCACCUGCUACGUUUCAUCAAAUAUAAGCUAAGGCACUCGGGUAACGAAAAGGUCAUUUAUAGAGAUGGAAAAAUCCUGACCUUGGAUGAGGUAUUCGAGUCUUUGAAUCUUUCUGGGUACGAUUUGUCCAUCGAUACACUGGACAUGCAUGCUCACAAAGAUACUUUCCACAGAUUUGACAAGUUCAAUCUCAAAUACAAUCCAAUCGGUGAAUCCCGUCUGAGAGAGAUCUUCUUAAAAACUGAUAACUACAUCAAAGGCACCUACCUGGCUGAUAUAACCAAACAAGUCAUCUCGGAUCUAGAGAACUCGAAAUACCAAAUGUGCGAGUACAGAAUCUCCAUUUAUGGCCGUUCUAUUGACGAAUGGGACAAAUUGGCCGCAUGGAUUGUUGAUAACAAAGUUAUCUCCCACAACGUAAGAUGGUUGGUUCAAGUUCCCAGACUGUACGAUAUCUACAAGAAGACCGGCCUGGUUUCAAACUUUCACAACAUAACGAAAAACCUGUUCCAGCCGCUAUUUGAGGUCACUAAAAAUCCCCAAUCCCACCCAAAGCUACAUGUGUUUUUGCAAAGGGUUAUUGGCUUUGACUCCGUCGAUGAUGAAUCCAAGGUUGACCGUCGGUUUCAUCAGAAGUACCCUAAACCUUCUUUAUGGGAGGCUCCUCAAAAUCCGCCUUACUCUUACUACCUAUACUACCUAUAUUCGAGUUUGACAUCCUUAAACCAGUGGAGAUCCAAGCGUGGAUUCAACACCUUCGUUUUGAGACCGCACUGUGGCGAAGCGGGUGAUCCCGAGCACCUCAUUUCUGCCUACUUAUUGGCACAAGGUAUAUCCCAUGGUAUACUGCUGCGGAAAGUACCAUUUGUCCAGUAUUUGUAUUACUUGGACCAGAUCGGUGUUGCAAUGUCUCCACUUUCGAAUAAUGCACUUUUCCUGACCUACGAUAAAAACCCGCUUCCUUAUUACUUCAAAAGAGGACUCAAUGUGUCCCUGUCAACCGAUGAUCCGUUGCAGUUUUCGUACACCCGAGAGCCACUGAUUGAAGAGUAUUCGGUCGCCGCACAAAUUUACAAAUUGUCAAACGUAGACAUGUGUGAACUAGCCAGAAAUUCCGUCAUACAAAGUGGUUGGGAAUCGCAGAUCAAACGGCACUGGAUUGGGAAAAGCUUUGAGGAGGAAGGCAUCCAUGGUAAUGACGUUGAAAAAACCAACGUUCCGGACAUUAGAAUCAACUAUCGUCAUGAGACAUUAUGCACCGAAUUGGAACUCGUGGAGCACUAUGCCCAGUUCCAAGCUAAAAAAUGA
Messenger RNA from Lachancea meyersii CBS 8951, 2289 nucleotides. The record is from the annotation of a GenBank genome assembly. NCBI's taxonomy places the organism in Eukaryota, Fungi, Ascomycota, Saccharomycetes, Saccharomycetales, Saccharomycetaceae.